GAAACAGCAGAGCAGAGACUAACACAGGCGAACCGAGCCAAACCGAGCCCAGUACGGCCGAACCUGAGUGAACCGAACAAAGCCAAACGGAAGAAAAGCGAACUCAGACUAGCAUAAACGAACAGAACCGAACCUCUUCAUCCUCAGUUUUAACACCUGACUCAAAUAAAAAACAUAAACACAUGAUGGCUGCGUCCAAAGGUGCAGCGAUUGGCAUCGACCUGGGCACCACCUACUCCUGUGUGGGCGUGUUCCAGCACGGGAAGGUGGAAAUCAUUGCCAACGACCAGGGCAACAGGACCACCCCCAGCUAUGUGGCGUUCACCGACACCGAGAGGCUCAUCGGAGAUGCCGCCAAGAACCAGGUGGCUCUGAACCCCAGCAACACCGUGUUCGAUGCCAAGCGGCUGAUCGGGCGAAGGUUUGACGAGCCGGUGGUGCAGGCGGACAUGAAGCACUGGCCCUUCAGGGUGGUGGGAGACGGAGGGAAGCCCAAAAUCCAAGUGGAGUACAAAGGGGAGGACAAAACCUUCUACCCUGAGGAGAUCUCCUCCAUGGUCCUGGUGAAGAUGAAGGAGACCGCUGAGGCUUUUCUGGGCCAAACGGUGUCCAACGCUGUCAUCACAGUCCCCGCCUACUUUAAUGACUCUCAGCGACAGGCCACCAAAGACGCCGGCGUCAUCGCCGGACUGAACGUCCUGAGGAUCAUCAACGAGCCGACGGCGGCCGCCAUCGCCUACGGUCUGGACAAAGGCAAGUCAGGAGAACGUAACGUCCUGAUCUUUGACCUGGGAGGAGGAACCUUCGACGUGUCCAUCCUGACUAUCGAAGACGGCAUCUUUGAGGUCAAAUCCACGGCUGGAGACACUCACCUGGGCGGAGAAGACUUUGACAACCGUCUGGUCAACCACUUUGUGGAGGAGUUCAAGAGGAAACACAAGAAGGACAUCAGCCAGAACAAGAGAGCCCUGAGGAGGCUGCGCACAGCGUGUGAGAGGGCCAAGAGGACGCUGUCCUCCAGCUCCCAGGCCAGCAUCGAGAUCGACUCCCUGUUUGAGGGCGUCGACUUCUACACCUCCAUCACCAGGGCUCGCUUCGAAGAGCUGUGCGCCGACCUGUUCAGGGGAACGCUGGAGCCGGUAGAGAAAGCCCUGAGGGAUGCCAAAAUGGACAAGUCACAGAUCCACGACAUCGUCCUGGUGGGAGGCUCCACCCGAAUCCCCAAAAUCCAGAAACUCCUGCAGGAGUUCUUCAACGGUAGGGAGCUAAACAAGAGCAUCAACCCAGAUGAGGCGGUGGCUUACGGCGCUGCCGUCCAGGCCGCCAUUCUGUCAGGUGACACAUCGGGUAAAGUCAAGGACCUGCUGCUGCUGGAUGUGGCGCCUCUGUCCCUGGGUAUCGAGACGGCCGGAGGAGUCAUGACGUCCCUGAUUAAACGCAACACUACCAUCCCCACCAAACAAACCCAGACCUUCAGCACAUAUUCAGACAACCAGCCUGGGGUCCUCAUCCAGGUCUACGAAGGGGAACGAGCCAUGACCAAGGACAACAACCUGCUGGGCAAGUUCGAGCUGACGGGAAUCCCACCUGCACCGCGAGGCGUCCCGCAGAUCGAGGUCACCUUCGACAUCGACGCCAACGGCAUUUUGAAUGUGUCGGCCGUGGACAAAAGCACCGGCAAAGAGAACAAGAUCACCAUCAGCAACGAUAAGGGUCGACUGAGCAAAGAGGAGAUCGACAGGAUGGUGCAGGACGCCGAGAAGUACAAAGCCGAGGACGACGAUCAGAGGGACAGAAUCGCCGCCAAGAACUCGCUGGAGUCGUACGCCUUCAACAUGAAGAGCAGCCUGCAGGAUGAGAACCUGAAGGACAGAAUCAGCCAGGAGGACAGGAAGAAGCUGACGGAGAAGUGUGACGAGACCAUCGCCUGGUUGGAGAACAACCAACUGGCUGAUAAAGACGAGUACCGACACAAACAGAAAGAGCUGGAGGGGGCGUGUCAGCCCAUCAUCAGUCAGCUGUAUGGGGGCGGAGCUUCUGCGCGCAGCUGUGGACAGGAGGCCCGAGGAGGAUUCCAGGAACCCACCAUCGAGGAGGUGGACUGAAGAGGACAUUGAAGGACUCACUGGACUCUUUUCAUACCUGUUGACUUCACUGUGAUGUGAUUGAUAGAGUGAAAUUACCGUGAAAGUAAAUUAUUCACUUAAAUGUUUGCGAUGCUGGACUUUGCAAAUAAGAUUAUGUUUAAAUGUGUAAUAAAUAAAUUUGUAUAAAAUGAGAAACUGA
This is a messenger RNA of Sphaeramia orbicularis (orbiculate cardinalfish), 2286 nucleotides long. RefSeq names its product heat shock 70 kDa protein 1-like. Bases 183 to 2105 code for a protein of 640 amino acids. The record is from RefSeq and is a predicted model, not a curated record. Lineage: Eukaryota; Metazoa; Chordata; Actinopteri; Kurtiformes; Apogonidae. Gene Ontology annotation, molecular function: ATP-dependent protein folding chaperone; ATP binding. The transcript has 3 exons.